Molecule: messenger RNA, 201 nt
Organism: Perkinsus marinus ATCC 50983
Lineage: Eukaryota; Perkinsozoa; Perkinsida; Perkinsidae
Exons: 2
Coding region: 1-201 (66 amino acids)
Source: RefSeq, a predicted model, not a curated record
AUGGUACGAGCCUUCCUGGGUCAGUUCGACCGCGACGAGGCACUGGCUCUCGCGGAUACCUUCGCAACCUCUGGUCUUGCUUCGAGCACCAAUCAGCUCUACGACUCUACCGUUACCUUCUUUGAAGAAGUCGUCGGUGGCAAAGCAUUUCCUCUUCGCAUACCGGAUCUCUCCCUUUUUAGCCUCUGCGUCGAGAAAUAA